Molecule: messenger RNA, 1438 nt
Organism: Gamsiella multidivaricata
Lineage: Eukaryota; Fungi; Mortierellomycota; Mortierellomycetes; Mortierellales; Mortierellaceae
Exons: 5
Coding region: 1-1332 (443 amino acids)
Source: RefSeq, a predicted model, not a curated record
AUGGUGCUUUCUCUUCCCGUUCCCUCUGCACUGUCAACCAUGCUGCCCAUUGUUCUGAGAAUAAAGGACAUCCUUCAUUUUGCCCCUCCCGACGUCAACCCCCUGGAUCCCAUCACACCUUUUGCCAUUCCACCUCAAUCAGUCAAUCCCCUGAUUCUUACCUUCACUUGCCAAGAGUUUCGCGCUUUUUGGGCGCAGGAGAGGCGAGCAUAUGAUUGGCAGUACCGAACUGCCGCCCACUCUAAAUUUUACAGGCAGGACCAUGAAACCCCUUGCCCAACAGGUCCUCCCACCUUGCCACACAUGCGAGUCGCCCUGGCAGAAAGCCUGAGUUUGACUGGAGCCUGCAGUACAUAUGCCGCCGUUGGCAUAAACCAAAAGAAAUCAAGAACGGAAUCGUUUCUGUUGGAGCAGAUUGCAAGGCAUCCCUCACUGUGCGGAAAAUCAUUGAAAAAGACGAGAUUCAAGUCGAAUAUCAUUGGGAGCAUAAUCAUGACACGUCUGCCACAGCACGAGCGAAAUUGCCUUGCGGACGAAAUGACCGAGAAUGGCUCCAACAGCAGGUUGAUCAAGGCCAUGAUUGGAAGUCGAUCCAGAAGAAGUUACGUCCUGAUCAAGAGUUGGUGCAAGACGCGGAGAAUAAGGGAAUCGCAGAAGGACAAGGACCUUGUGAAGAGUAUCGAGCUAUGGCUCCAAGCCAUUAGAGAAAAGAGAGGAAAGACCCUGUUCGACCACAAACCGAGAGAGCAGAUGCUGACAAUCCGCUUUCUAUAUUCCUUCUUCACUAUUUGCAAGGUGAUGGCUGACAACAACUCCAUUUAUUGUAUGGACUCCACCCACAAGACUGUAACAAGUAUCAAGAUAUUGCUAUCGGAUGGCGGCACCACUAUCAAAUCAGCUUAUUUGUUCACGUUGCUGGUUGCGGAAUGCAUGCAGAUGAGACCACUGUUGAAAGAGAUUCGCAAGGCUAAGACUGCGGUGGAUCAGGAGCGCCUAUGGGCAGCAUUUAAAAGAAAAUUCCCCACAGCAACUACUUUAAUCGAGUAUAUCGAGAAUCGUUGGCUCAACGAACAUGUGGAGCGCUGGACUGCAUAUCAUAGAAUGGAUGGCCAAGAAGUCACCACCAAUAACUGGGUAGAAUCUUGGCACAAGACCUUAAAGCAGAAACACCUGGGCCACGAACGGAACGUGCGGGCAGACUAUCUGGUUUAUCUUUUGGAAGGCGCAGUUGACGCGGAUUUCCGCGUCGAGUAUUUUAAGAUCAAGAAUGGAUUAGCGCCACCCCCGCUUAGGCUCGACCCCAGCCUGAGGGAGAGACCGAGAGAGCAUUAAAUGCACAUGAAUUCAGUCAUUGCCUUUUUAGGCGCAGACGACAUUCGUCUCCUCUCAGGCUGGUACACAAGUCGGGGGCCUACUAUGCUCUAAAUAAAAAGGAAGG